Camelus dromedarius (Arabian camel) is the source of this 1652-nucleotide messenger RNA. RefSeq names its product carboxypeptidase A5 (gene CPA5). Gene Ontology annotation, biological process: proteolysis. Lineage: Eukaryota; Metazoa; Chordata; Mammalia; Artiodactyla; Camelidae. The transcript has 9 exons. The record is from RefSeq and is a predicted model, not a curated record. Bases 16 to 1083 code for a protein of 355 amino acids. Gene Ontology annotation, molecular function: metallocarboxypeptidase activity; zinc ion binding.
AGCCUCCCUGUGGAUAUGAGGGUUCCUUUUUCUGAACUGAAAGACAUCAAAGCUUACCUGGAGUCUCAUGGCCUUGCUUACAGCAUCAUGAUAAAGGACAUCCAGGUGCUGCUGGAUGAGGAGAGAGAAGCCAUGGCGAAAUCCCGCCGGCUGGAGCGCAGCACCAGUAGCUUCAGUUACUCCUCUUACCAUACCCUGGAGGAGAUAUAUACCUGGAUUGACAACUUUGCAACUGAGCACUCAGAUAUUGCAUCAAAAAUUCGGAUUGGCUACAGCUUUGAAAAUCGGUCCAUUAUUGUCCUGAAGUUCAGCACAGGAGGUUCUCAGCGCCCAGCCAUCUGGAUCGACACUGGAAUCCACGCCCGGGAGUGGAUCACCCAUGCCACCGGCAUCUGGACUGCCAGGAAGAUUGUCAAUGAGUACGGCAAAGACCGCAUCGUGACAAAUGUACUGAAUGCCAUGGACAUCUUCAUGGAGAUUGUCUCCAACCCUGAUGGGUUUGCUUUUACCCACAGCAUGAACCGCUUAUGGCGGAAGAACAAGUCCAGCAGACCUGGAAUCUUCUGCAUUGGUGUGGAUCUUAACAGGAACUGGAAGUCAGGCUUUGGAGGAAAUGGUUCUAACAACAACCCUUGCUCAGAGACUUAUCAUGGGCCCUCUCCUCAGUCAGAGCCAGAAGUGGCUGCCAUUGUGGACUUCAUCACAGCCCACGGGAACAUCAAGGCUCUGAUCUCCAUCCACAGCUACUCUCAGAUGCUCAUGUACCCUUAUGGCCACACUCUGGAGCCUGUUUCAAACCAGGAGGAGUUGUACAGUCUUGCGAAGGAUGCAGUGCAGGCCCUGUAUGAGGUCCAUGGAAUGGAGUACAUUUUUGGCAGCAUCAGCACCACCCUCUAUGUGGCCAGUGGGAUCACUGUCGACUGGGCCUACGACAGUGGCAUCAAGUACUCCUUCAGCUUUGAGCUCCGGGACACCGGGCACUAUGGUUUCCUGCUGCCGGCCGCACAGAUCGUCCCCACAGCCCAGGAGACAUGGCUGGCCAUUCAGACCAUCAUGGAGCACACACUGAAUCACCCCUACUGACAACACUGCAGAGGGGCAGAGCAGGAAGAUUUGUCCUCUUCCCCAAGGCUUGGGGCUCCUCCUGAGACCCAAGCAAUGUAUCCCCUCCCCACCCCACCCCCAGCUUCUUAGGAAAUAAACACAAAUUUGAACAGGCUUGGCAGCCACCACCAUCCUUUUGGGCUCAGCACCGGGGAGAGGACAGGGGCCUUGGAAAUGCCUCUUCACUCCCCAGCUGUCCAGGAGGAUGUGGGGCUAGCAGGCCUUCCGUUUUCUCCUCUUGCAAUGUUCUUGGGGCCCAGAACAGACACUUGGAGGUACUAAUAUAGUACAAAUAUAGUACUAAUAUAUACAGUUUGUUCCCUUGGUGCUUAUAUUUUAAGAUGACCCUGGAAGGGUCAGUGUUUGAUCUGAAGGAGUGAAUCUCCAGUGAUUGGCUUUUCUGGCACCUUGAGCGAGAGGUGCGUACUGACAGGCAGCCGCCUCCUCUUCCUGCUUCAUUUCCUGUGCUGGAAAGGGAGUAGGUGCACAUUUCAGAGGCCCCCACUCAGAAGAUCCUUCUCACCCUGUUAAUAAAAGUGAACAAGUCA